UCCCUUAAGGCUGUGUUCGGGCGCCGCGGCCCGCCCCAUCCACACGUGAGGCGGCCGCUUACGCGGUAAGCUUGAGCCUCUCGCGCUCCCGUCUGGGCGCCGCUGGUACGCGGAGCACCGGCGGCCGCUACAGCGGCUCUUCCUCCGCUGUUGCCAUGUCCGCCCUGGCCAAAGCCUCCGGCGCCCUCAAGUCCGUGGAUUACGAAGUGUUCGGGCGGGUGCAAGGCGUUUGCUUCAGGAUGUACACAGAGCAGGAAGCCAAGAAAUUAGGAGUGGUUGGCUGGGUUAAAAAUACCAGCCAAGGAACCGUGACAGGCCAAGUUCAGGGCCCAGAAGAGAAAGUGAAUGAAAUGAAAUCCUGGCUGAGCAAAGUUGGAAGCCCGAGUUCCCGCAUCGAUAAAACAAAUUUUUCCAAUGAAAAGGAGAUUUCCAAGCUCGACUUCUCGGAUUUCAACACUAGAUACUAACAGGAGGCAACGUCACUAAGCACAAAAUUCUGACAUUUCUGCUGCAUGAUAUUUUCUGUGCCUCCAUCAAACGUCACAAGAGCAUUGGGAUGCUUUUCUGUACUAGGGAUAAACAUAAAUGCUCCCUGUUCCCACCAAGUAAGAAUUCCAUGUUGCUGUGUUAGACAUCUUACACCAUGAAUGUCAACAUUUAGUGUCUAAAAUGCCAAUAUCUAAUUUAUUGCAGCUUUGAAAGACAGAUAAAAGCUUAGAAGUGCUGGUGGUUAUUUGUGCACAAUGAUACUUGUUACAUACAACCAGAUGGUACCUAAUCUUUACACUGUGAGUCAUAUUUCAGAUGAAAAAUAAUAAUAAAAUUAUGUUCUACUGUUUGUAAUCUCACCAAAAAUACAUAACUACAGAACUGGAACACUUAAGAGUUCUGUGUAACAAGUCUGUUAUAAACCAGGCCCUUUGUGAUAAUUAAUAAAGUUAUAGUGAUAAUUUAAAAUAAUCUUAGUUUGAAAAAAUGUAUUUAUAUAAUGAGCUCUGGAUUAAAAUUCUCCAUAGUAAUUCAGAUAAA
Messenger RNA from Pseudopodoces humilis (Tibetan ground-tit), 1029 nucleotides. It is a transcript of the gene ACYP2, whose product is annotated as acylphosphatase 2. Gene Ontology annotation, molecular function: acylphosphatase activity. The record is from RefSeq and is a predicted model, not a curated record. NCBI's taxonomy places the organism in Eukaryota, Metazoa, Chordata, Aves, Passeriformes, Paridae.